AUGUCGCCCAAAGGUGGUAAUGUCAAAGUGCUUAUAGCAGGAGGAAGCAUCGCGGGGCUAUCACUUGCGCUCAUGCUUGAGCAGAAUGGGAUCGAUUUCCUAGUGUUGGAAGCCUAUCCUAGCAUCGCACCACAGGUCGGAGCGAGUAUCGGUGUUUUGCCGAAUGGACUGCGGAUUCUCAAUCAGCUGGGCUGCUAUGAAGAUGUUAUUGCUGCGGCUGAGUAUCCGGUUGAGAAAGUUGUUUUCAGAGAUUCGCGAGGAGAGAGGUUCUGGUCUUUCGACAAUUUUGGCGAACAGAUAACUGAAAGACACACAUACCCUGUUGUCUUUCUUGACCGACGCAUGUUGAUUCAGAUUUUGUACGACAACAUUCAGCAAAAGGACAAGAUUUUGACAUCUGAGAGAGUGGUGUCCGUGACGAACAAUCCGGAUGAGGCGAUCGUUACCACGAAGAGUGGAAAAACCUAUACCGGAACAUUCCUGGUUGGAGCUGAUGGAAUUCACUCUGCUGUUCGGCAGCAGAUGUGGGAGAAUGCGCAGAAGGUUGAUCCAACAUGGAUUGACGCAUCCGAGGAAGAUGCAUUGCCAGCCACAUACGCAUGCAUCUUCGGUAUAUCCAGGGGAGUGUCCGGUAUCGAAAAAGGGACACUCACCUCCGUCUUCAACGAGCACUUUUCUUACCUGGUCCCGAGCGGACCUGGUGACAGAACCUACUGGUUCCUCGUGAGGAACAUGGGAAAGGCGCUGCAUGGCUCCGAGAUCCCACGAUUCACCAAAGACGAAGAAGAAAGCCUUGCGAGAGAACACUGGGAUGAUUGCAUCACGCCAAAUCUGCGGUUCUCCGAACUCUACAAAAACAAGAUCAGCUCUGUAUACACUGCGCUGCCGGAGUAUGUGUAUAAGAGAUGGUAUUUCCAGAGGGUGAUGACUAUCGGCGAUGCAGCUCAUAAGUUCGAACCCUUGACGGGACAAGGAGGCAACAAUGCAAUUGAAACGGCAGCAGCAUUGACGAAUCAUCUCGUCGCUGCAUUGGACGCAAGCUCAUCGAAGGAGCUAUCAGCCGCAGAAAUCACCUCAAUAUUCGAGAAAACCCAACACCAACGUGAGGAUCGAACUCGGAGUCUUGUUAAAGCGUCGCAUGCCCGACAGCGUCUGGAAUGCAUGGAGACCCCGCUCCUGAAAUUCAUUGCCAACUUCAUCGUCCCAUAUGUCCCGAAGAGCAUGCUGACCGAUCGCUGGGUAGAUACAUACUCCGCCGCAGUGUCGCUGAACAUGCUACCAAUCCCGGUGAAGAAGCGAACAAUACCGUACUACGACGAGUUGCUGAGGUUCCCGUCAUCGCGCAGUCGAUUUAGCUCGAUUGUGUACAUCCUGCUCGCGGCUUUAUCGUUCCUUGCAUAUCAGCUUCUAUUCGAGGCAGGGAGAGAGAACGGCACAUUUUCUCAAGUUCGAGAGGCGGUCAUCAAUAGCUCGAUCGGCGAGUCAGGUCUGAAUUUGAAACCAUCUUAUACUGGUUUCCUACCUAUCGACAGAAUUCUUAAGACAUUGGUCGCUAUUUUCUUGCCCGCUGUCACUAGCUCGAAUCCGGAGCAGCCACUUCAGCUAAUUUACUUUUUAUCUUCGAUGCUGCCCUUGAUUGCCGUUUUCACAGUUGAGGGAUAUCGUCGAAAGAAUAGGUGGACGGCCAUCGCGAGUCCCAGCAUCUGGGGGAUUCUUUACCAACUGCGAGGAAUCGGUUGUAUCGCACCGAUCUACUUUGCUUUUAGCAUGUUUACGUCUCGCAAGUCCACGUUCCUUCUGCUCCCGGGCCGGGAAGUCUCUGCGGCUAGAUUCAUUUUGCCUGCGUUGAUAGUCGGUUACAUCGUGCCCACCGUUCUGCUCUUCUUUCCCUUCAAUAAUCCCGAGACGCGCCAGGGUAUUAUUGCAUUUUGGCAGCCUGCACCAGUCUUGGUUUCUUGCUUCACAUACGUUUUCGCCGGAAUAGAAGAAGCCACCAAGAAAGCGAGCGGAUGCAAGAAGUCCACAUCGGAGAAUAGCAUUUCCCAUCUGCGCACCAUUUACCAGACGACUGGAGUCAUCGCUGCAUGCGUGCACUUGAGCGUGGUCACUGGAUGCCUGAUUUCAGGGGACCUUUCCCUGACACGACUUUUCAUUCCGAGGGACUCGUUUGGGCAGGUUGGCAGGUUGGUGGACGGUGUCCUUAUCUUCUUCCAAAACGACUUUCUCCUUGUGACCGUCGCCAGCUUCCUUUGGAGUCUGGUCAAUAUUUCAGAUCUUUACAGAUCGGGGUUGUCAAAUGUGAAUUGGCGGACUGGGGUCUGCGCGCUGUUCGCUGGGUUCGUGUUCAUUGGGCCAGGUGCGACUGUUGCGGCUUUGUGGUUCUUGCGCGAGGAAGCGAUCGGUCUCCGACAUUGGCAUUCAAAUCGACAGUGA
This is a messenger RNA of Penicillium argentinense, 2433 nucleotides long. Its product is annotated as FAD-dependent oxidoreductase. Gene Ontology annotation, molecular function: FAD binding. Lineage: Eukaryota; Fungi; Ascomycota; Eurotiomycetes; Eurotiales; Aspergillaceae. The record is from RefSeq and is a predicted model, not a curated record. Bases 1 to 2433 code for a protein of 810 amino acids. The transcript has 5 exons.